AAGAAGAGUUGACUGAAAGGAUCGCAAAUGGGCCUAGACUUAAAAUUCCAAAAGUAAUCGAUUCUAGUAUCGAAUCUAUGACAGAGUCAGAGGAUGAUGACUGUCCAGGUCCAUCUCAACAGAAGAGGAAGCUGGAGGAAGAACAACAUCUUAAUAAAGAAAAGACUAUCACAGCAAAGAAAAGUAAAGAUGCUGCCUUGAAAAAUAUCAUGGCUAAAAAGAUUAACGAGAGGAGCAACUCCUCGUCAUUUGCCUCAAGUAUGAGUACAAGUAAGACUACAAAAACGGCUGUAGUAAAAAAGACGAACACAACGACCACCACUCCUGUCAUCCCUUCCAAUUCUUCCUGUGCAAACUGUAAGAUUCAGUCUUCAAAACUAAAAAAACUGACUGAAAAAAACGAAUCCCUCGAGGAAGAGGUGGCCCGUCUAUCUGAAUUAAACAGGAGGCUCCAAGUUGAGGUCUUGGACAAGUUUAAUACAGUGACUGGAAUAAGCACAGCUACGACUGGAAGAACUUCCCAGACGGGCCAGACCCCAGGCAUUUCAGCUGCAGAUGAUCCAGCUAGGAAAGAUUCAGAAGUCAAAUAUAUGGCUCAAGACGGACAGGUUUCCUUGGGGGAAGGAAUAAAAAUCCCGAAGGAAAAGUUCGAUACAAUUGCUAGUGAGACUCGCAAUUCUUUAGUCGUCAAGAACAUGGCCGUCGCCAUAUGGGGGACAGAGACUUUGAGGAAUCGAUCAGUCACUGGAAAGGCAAGCAAUCGGUUCAAGGAAAGGCAGCCUCUUCCAGCUCUAGAACCUGCAAAGGUCAAGGCUCUGAAAGAUUUCUUCGAAUAUCAUCUGGGGAAGCAGCCCCUUCAACCUGCAGAAAAACACAAAGAAAUGAAGGAAUUCUCAAGGUACCUAAGGGAAAAAAUUCAAGACCUGAAACCGAAAAAAUUGGCUCCGACGGUUGCUGAAGAUCAGUAAUAGUGGGUUUUCGCCCAGCGUCGUACGACGUAGAACGUACGUGUGCAAAAAUCGCCAACUUUCAUGGAAACAGAGGCCCGAGCGUUCUUGAGCUCAAAUCACGGACGGUUCUUCCGCAAAUUAGCGGGCGUCCGCAUUAGAACGUAGGAUUUGUCAACAGCCGUCAACAGCCAAUCAGAUCGCUUGUAGAGCGAGCAAGCUGAGCCGAUCGAUGUAAACACAUUCGCCCAUCGCGUGCAUGCACAUGUUGUACUCUACUCUGACUACACUGAUAGCUGAAAGCUUCAAAACAUGGACUCGAAUGCGAGUUUUUCGGUGAGUACCAUUUCAAUUAUACUAAAAUCAAGCUAAGUAUAAUUUCAAAAUGUUACAGUAGAAGUUUAAACGAGUAUGAUUAUUGAAAUAUGAUUGAAAAGCCGUUGCAUGGCUCGGUCGACGACGCGACUGCAAGACACAUGGCACUGCCAGUUGUGUGCACAUAGUAGGAACAUAUACAAUGCACAUGUUGGCGUGUCAACAUUACAUGCCAACCAUGCCAGCCGGUCGAUCCGGCCGCGUUCAGCGAUUUGCGAAACUGCUUACAAGCGAGAGUUGAGCGCGACGGACGCACGAACAAAGAGAUCGUUCUACGUCGUAGAUAGCGUCGUACGACGCUGGGCGAAAACCCACUAAUGUUCUUUUUCCCCCUCUAACUUGAAAUACCCCCACCCAUCUAACACCCUGUUCAUUUAAUUGACAUGACAUAUUAGAACCCAUUUUUAUAUUAUCAGCCAAAUGGUCACUUAACUGUUAUAAUAAUAAUAAUAAUAAUAACUAGAUUUUAAUUCGUCAUGCGGACGAAUUAGGUGGUCUGUCAUGAUUUUUCAUUCAUUGUCGGCUAAUGUUGUAUAAAAUGAAUCCCGGGAAUGAAUCAUUCAGAUAUGAUUGAUAAUCUUGAUCAUAGACAUCAAAGGAAUAAAUUUUGACCAUUGCUAAAUGUGAUUAUAAAUGUAGUGAUGACAAUCGUGAUGAUUAUAAUGAUGGUGGUGAUAAUGCAAUAUGUUAAAUACGAAAUAAAGUUAAGAGCACGUAAAAUGCCGGCUUAAAAACUCUCCAAAAAUCUCAGACGAUUUUACCGAAAUUGGCUUUCCAAAAUUGCGCAAUGAAAGGCGCCUUAAUUUUCACAGCAGCUAAUUUUUAAUCGACAGUUUGAUGUUUUUUAUGCAAAAUCUUGUUAAAAUUUCUUUUUACUUUGAGCAUUUUUUUUUAAAUUUCACCCACUGACAUUUCACAAUGUCAGUGGGUAUUAAUUUCACAGAAUACUUGAAAAUUCAUAGGUGAUACUUUUUAAAAGCUAAAAUAUCUUAAAUAUUUUUGUUCAAAUUUUCUGCUACAUUUCAAUAGAUUUUAAUGAGAAGUUUCAUAAUGCUAUAAUUUCACAGCAUUCACAUCAAAACUCAUCAGUGAUGUAUUUGAUAAAAGAACCAGAUUUUUUUGUAAAUGUUUGCCAAAUUUCUGAAAAUUUUUAAACAUUUCAAAUAAUAUUUUCCGUCAAAAAUUUUCAAUAUCCAUUUAAUUGUGUAUGACUUUGACAUUUACUUGAAAAUUAUUUCUUGAUGAUUUUUACUGAAAAAAGUCAGGUAAAAGAUUCAAAUACUGGCAAUUUUCCCGCAAAAUUUCGGGAACAUGUGUAAUUAACUAAAUUGCACAAUUUUUUCAUUUCACAGAAGGUACCUGAAAAUUUGUUAUAUGUUAUAUUAAGUAAAAAUGAACAAACGGAAAAAAAUCCAGGAAUUUCCGCAAAAUGUCCGGAAUGAAAAUUUUCAACCCAAUAGCGUUUAAAUAUUGCAGCGUUUACUAAAAAAUACAUAAAUGAUGUUUUACAAUGUUAAAAUUGCCCCUUAAAAAGUUCCGGCAAAAUUACAAAAAUUGUCCUACAUAAAAAAAUGCAAGGCAAGUGGGCUUGAAAUUUUCAGGAAGACUGUACAAUUGGUUAAUAAAACAUUUCUCCAAAGAAUUUCGCAAAAAUUACGUCCAGAAAAAAUUUGCCAAAAAUUAAACACAUCAUAACACAUUGAUGCUGUGGUCAAAAGUCAAAAUUAUUCACACGUUAUUUGUAGAGAAUUAUCUUCACUACAUGAUAUCAAAAUUUGAGAGAAAACUGACCAGUAAUAAAGAAGAUACAGUCAAGUACGUUGACGUAUGUUGCGAAAAUAUGUAAUUUUCACUGAUAACUUAAUAUUAACGUAAUUAUGAAAUCUUCAAAUGAGAUAUUGAUUAUAUCAAAGAGUGAGAAAAAAUUUGGGGUCAACGGACUCCCUGAAGAGCUACAGUGAAUUUUAUAUAGGCAUAUUUUUGCCCAUUUACGCGCGAGUAAUGCAAAUUUGAAUGGACGCGCAUUCCCGUAUUAUUGGUCGUAAGAGGCUGAAUGAGGUAUCAAAUUAAUCAGAAGCUAAUGGACAAUGGACAGACAUGAAAUAAAUGAUGACUCGAAGAUGCAUACCGAUGGUAGGUGCAAGAACGCGCACGCAUACCUGUGCGCGCGCAAAUUCUUGACAUGCUCAAAAUGACCCGAAACGUACCCAAACUUGACCACGGUUGAUUUGGGGAAUUUUUGAAUUUUGACGCGCGCGUACGUGCGCGUCGUGACCUUUGCAUGACCUCUGAUGACAUGUCCUGAUGACCUGUCACCUGAACUUGAUAUGAUGCAAAUAUGGAUGAUUUUUUAUGAUUAGUUGCGAUGAUAUGAUCAAUCAUAUAAUUUUACAAAAUGGCGCCUAGAUGACGUCAUCAUGAUUUGAUAACCUUGAAAAGUUUCGUUUCACGAUUCCAUAAUAAUUUCCAUACAUGACAUGAAAAUCAAGAAAUUUGACAAGCCCGAUUUUGAGAUAAAGUGGGAACAAAAUUUGGCAAUAAAAAUAAAUAAAGUAAAUUCUGACGAAUAUAAUAGGUGAUCUGUCAUCUUAAUGACAGACCACCUAAAAAGGACC
This is a messenger RNA of Lytechinus pictus (painted urchin), 3937 nucleotides long. Its product is annotated as BEN domain-containing protein 5-like. NCBI's taxonomy places the organism in Eukaryota, Metazoa, Echinodermata, Echinoidea, Temnopleuroida, Toxopneustidae. The record is from RefSeq and is a predicted model, not a curated record. Gene Ontology annotation, molecular function: DNA binding. Bases 78 to 968 code for a protein of 296 amino acids. The transcript is spliced from 5 exons. Gene Ontology annotation, biological process: negative regulation of DNA-templated transcription.